Penicillium waksmanii is the source of this 1704-nucleotide messenger RNA. RefSeq names its product Aldehyde/histidinol dehydrogenase. Gene Ontology annotation, molecular function: L-glutamate gamma-semialdehyde dehydrogenase (NAD+) activity. Gene Ontology annotation, cellular component: mitochondrial matrix. The transcript is spliced from 4 exons. Lineage: Eukaryota; Fungi; Ascomycota; Eurotiomycetes; Eurotiales; Aspergillaceae. The record is from RefSeq and is a predicted model, not a curated record. The coding region runs from base 1 to 1704 and encodes 567 amino acids.
AUGUCCUCCUCUACUCUCAUGAACAUGCGCACUGCGCGAUCCUUUGCUCCUCAUCUCCGUCUGAACCCUGCUCGUCCUUUGGUUCAGAUCCGAGGCAAGGCCACUACUCCCUUCCGUCUUCCUGACCCUCGCAAUGAGCCCAACCCACUUUACAAGAGAGGCUCUGAAGAGCGCACCAAGCUAGAGGAAGCUCUGGUCAAGCUCCGAUCUCAACUUCCUGUUCAGAGCAGCGUUUUCUACAACGGCCAGGCACAAAAGUCUGCUCAAUCGUGGGACCAACCUCUCCCCGCGGAGCACCAGACUACUUUCACCAACUACCCUCUGGCUACCAAGGAGCAGACCAAGGCUGCUAUUGAUGCUGCUCUGGGAGCCAAGCAGUCUUGGCAGGAUACUCCCUUCGUCGACCGGGCUGCCAUCUUCUUGAAGGCGGCUGAGUUGGUGACUGGCAAGUACCGUUAUGACCUGAUUGCUGCCACCAUGCUGGGCCAGGGUAAGAACAUCUGGCAGGGUGAGAUUGAUGCCGCUGCUGAGCUGGCGGACUUCUUCCGUCUCAACUGCAACUACGCCGCGGAGAUUCUCGAGAGACAGCCUACUCGUGGCAGCAAUGGCAUGUGGAGCCGUCUCGACUACCGUCCUCUCGAGGGCUUCGUCUACUCCAUCUCCCCAUUCAACUUCACCGCAUUGGGUGGUAACCUGAUCUCAGCACCUGCUCUCAUGGGUAAUGUUGUUAUCUGGAAGCCCUCUCCCUCCAACGUCUACGCCAGUCAGCUCGUCUACAACAUUCUUCUGGAAGCCGGUCUGCCAAAGAAUGUCAUUCAAUUCGUGACCGGUGACCCCGAGACCAUCACCGACGUUGCUCUCUCCCACCGCGACUUCGCCGGUCUGAACUUCAUUGGAUCAUCCGACGUCUUCCGCUCUCUUUCCCCCCGCGUCGUGGCGGAGACCAGCGGCAAGAAUUUCCAUCUCAUCCACCCAACCGCCGACAUUUCCAGCGCCGUGAACCACACCAUCCGCGGCUCCUUUGAGUACCAGGGCCAGAAGUGCUCCGCCACCUCGCGCGUGUACCUGCCCGAGUCCCGAGCCGAGGAGUUCCUCACUGGCCUCAAGGCCGGCGUCAAGGAAAUCACCAUGGGUAACCCAGACAAGGACCUUGAGGCAUUCAUGGGCCCUGUCAUCCACGGCCGCUCCUUCGAGAAGAUCAAGUCUAUCAUUGACCGCAGCAACAAGGAUCCCUCCGUCAAGCUGAUUGCCGGUGGUGACUACGAUGGCUCUGUCGGAUACUACAUCAACCCAACCGUCUACCAGGUCGACACACCCGACCACCAGCUCUUCAACGAGGAGAUCUUCGGACCCGUUCUCGCUGUCUACGUCUACCCCGACGCCGAGUGGUCUUCCACCUUGAAGAAGGUCGACGAGGCCGGUGGCGGUCUCGCCCUGACCGGCGCUGUCUUCGCUCAGGAUCGCACUGCCAUCCGUGAGGCUGAGGACGCUCUCCGCUACUCCGCUGGCAACUUCUACAUCAACUGCAAGACCACUGCUGCUCUCAUUGGCCAGCAGUCCUUCGGCGGUGCCCGUGCCAGUGGUACCAACGAUAAGGCUGGUAGCUCCGAUGUGCUGCGCCGCUUCACCAGCCCCCGUCUGAUUAAGGAGGAGUUCUUCCCCCAGAGUGGAUUCACUUAUCCCAGCAACCACAGCAUCCACUAG